This is a messenger RNA of Enterobius vermicularis (human pinworm), 438 nucleotides long. Lineage: Eukaryota; Metazoa; Nematoda; Chromadorea; Rhabditida; Oxyuridae. The record is from the annotation of a GenBank genome assembly.
AUGUCCGCUGUCUACAAGAUAGAAAAUAAAUUUGUCGCGAAACAACAGGUUCACAGCACAUAUGUCAAAAGAAUUACGAUGUCUUUUAUAUGGUUUAUUGCUGUACUUCUUGACGGAAUUAUCGACGUUGUUACUGUGGUUUUUGUUGGCGAAUAUGCCGAAGUUGUUGCUGUUGCGGUCGGUCCGGCUGAUGGCCGUGUCGAUGUCGUAGAAUUGAUGCUUACGACAGUACGAUGGUCGUUAGGUGUAUAUCACUUACGAGGGAAAAAGAUUGAGCGGGGUACGAAGCGCCCAAAAUUAGUACGAUUUUCAUUGUUAAAUAUUGGUGACUGGUUCACUGUUGCUAUUAUCGUAAAUGGCUGGUCGCCUGUAGCACUUACUGUCAAGACUUUUGAGUCCGUUGAAAACACAGAAAUAUCGGCUGUUAGAGCCCCCUAA